Molecule: messenger RNA, 1257 nt
Organism: Cladophialophora immunda
Lineage: Eukaryota; Fungi; Ascomycota; Eurotiomycetes; Chaetothyriales; Herpotrichiellaceae
Exons: 2
Coding region: 365-1141 (258 amino acids)
Biological process (GO): nucleobase-containing compound metabolic process
Cellular component (GO): cytoplasm; mitochondrion
Molecular function (GO): ATP binding; AMP kinase activity
Source: RefSeq, a predicted model, not a curated record
UCCUUAUCGGCGCAGUGCGUCCCGAGACUUGAAAUUCAAUGGGCGUUUCCCCACGAUGCUAACUAUUGAUUCUUCGGCUUACUCAACCAUUUCCAGGCCACCAUCUCGGGUGCUUCAUUUACCUAGUUCGGCUUCUCCUCUUCCUCGAAGCUGCGAUCCUCUUUUCUUUUUGUUCUCUUCUCUUGGGAGGUACAUUGUCCUGGUAUCUCAGCGGCGUCGAAUCCGGCCUUCCCUUCCUCCAGUCUCUUGCGAUAGCAGCUCGUGCAUUCUCCCAGGGCGACAUGACGGGCACUUGAUACGGGCGGCACUGCCCUAAGAGGUGCGCCCCGAGUCACGCGCCUGUCUCUUCUCCGUUCAGAUUACAAUGACUUUCGCAACUGCCACCCGGAAGCUCAAACGAGCCGCGAGGAUCAUUCUAGUGGGCGCUCCAGGUGUUGGAAAGGGCACUCAAUCUGAGAGGUUGAUGAAACGAUUCCCACAGCUAUGUUCCAUUGCGACCGGAGAUCUACUGCGCGACAACGUGAAAAGACAGACUGCGCUGGGCCAACAAGCCGAUGCGUACAUGAAAGCCGGUGGCCUUGUGCCAGACCCCCUAAUCCUGAAUCUCAUCCUGAACGAACUCACCUCGAGAGAGUGGCUUGAGACAUCCGACUCCAAUGAGAAUAUAAUCGCAGCUCUCUCGAGAGGAAAUGGUUCUGCCUCUGCGGUCGUGCACGCGUCCAACUCACCCGACACCUCGUUUAUCCUUGAUGGCUUCCCUCGUACCGCGACCCAAGCCAGAGCCCUGUCGCACCUGCUACCCAUAAACCUGGUAUUCCAGCUCGUCACGCCUGUCGAUAUCAUACUGUCUCGCAUGGCCAACCGGUGGAUACACGCCGCAUCCGGGAGAGUGUACAAUGUGGGAUUCAAUGACCCGAAGGUUCCCGGCAAGGACGACGUUACAGGGGAGCCUUUGAUGCAAAGAGAUGACGACAGUGAGGCCACGUGGAGGAGGCGACUUGCAAAGUUUGAGGAGACAAGCCAGAGUUUGCUAGAUUUCUACCGAGACAAGGACCAAAGCCUGGUGGUUAAAGUGCAGGGCAACAGCAGCGACGAGAUCACGCCUCAGAUCUUUGCAGAAGUUGAGGGGCGAUUUGGAUGAGAAAAUAGAAUAGAAUUUCGACUCUCGCAAGAGAAAAACUUCUGUAACCUCGACUGUGAUUUUCCAGACCCCAUGGAGAUCAAGAUGAUCUCUAAGCCCCGGAUGCCCAGCCAGAG